Merops nubicus (carmine bee-eater) is the source of this 520-nucleotide messenger RNA. It is a transcript of the gene GINS4, whose product is annotated as GINS complex subunit 4 (Sld5 homolog). The record is from RefSeq and is a predicted model, not a curated record. The annotation marks the transcript as partial. Gene Ontology annotation, cellular component: GINS complex. The transcript is spliced from 6 exons. NCBI's taxonomy places the organism in Eukaryota, Metazoa, Chordata, Aves, Coraciiformes, Meropidae. Gene Ontology annotation, biological process: double-strand break repair via break-induced replication; DNA-templated DNA replication.
AUGAAGCCGCUACAGGAGCCCGUGCAGUGUGGGCAGAGCCAAGCUGCUGCGGGAGCCCGCGUCGGCGACUCGGAUGGGGGCAGCGAGGAACUGGUACUCACGCCGGCGCAGCUCAUCCGCAGCCUGGAGCAGGCCUGGCUGAAUGAGAAGUUUGCGCCAGAGCUGCUGGAGAGCAAACCUGAGAUCGUUGAGUGUGUUGUGGAGCAGCUGGACCAUAUGGAGGAAAACCUGAAACGGGCAAAGAAAGGAGACUUGAAGGUUAGCGUUCACCGUAUGGAGAUUGACAGGAUCCGUUAUGUGCUUAGCAGCUAUUUGCGGUGUAGGCUUGUGAAGAUAGAGAAGUUUUUCCCCCAUGUCCUGGAGAAGGAGAAGUCUCGAGCUGAAGGGGAGCCUUCCAUUCUAUCACCAGAGGAGUUUGCCUUUGCUAAAGAGUACAUGGCAAACACAGAGACUUAUCUGAAAAAUGUGGCCCUAAAACACAUGCCACCCAACCUACAGAAAGUAUCUCUCCUAAAAUCAG